Cladocopium goreaui is the source of this 8100-nucleotide messenger RNA. Lineage: Eukaryota; Dinophyceae; Suessiales; Symbiodiniaceae. The record is from the annotation of a GenBank genome assembly.
AUGAGUGCAUGGAAACCUUCCUGCUCCAGGUAUGAGGGCAGGCCUGCGGCAGCUUCUACGGGGGCAACGUCUCGAUGGGACAGUGGCGACUCUGGAUGGUCGUGGAGUGCCAAGGACCGGGACGAAGAACCUUGGGGGGCUGCAGGUGGUGAGUCAGGCGUGAGCCGAGAUGGAGCUAGGGGGGAUAGUGAUCCAUGGUGGGAUCGGCCUGUGGCGGAUCCAUGGAGGUCCAGUGGAAGUGUGGUUGGUAGCGGUUCUAGAAGUGAUGACAAGAAGUAUGAUGGAUGGCUGGGGGAUGCUCAGCUGAGACAGUUCAAUGUGGCACAGAUAGAGAAUACCACUGCGAUGCUUCAUGGUAGGUGGCAUGGAGGCGACCAAGGUGAUCAUGGAGGUGCACGUCAUGACAUGUGGCAUGAGGUGAGUGAGGAAAAAGGGAAACCGACUGAGAAACUCACAGUUCCUGAGUUUGAUGGCGAAGGAACGAAUGACACCGACUUGGGCCGAUCGGCUAGGUCGUACCUGAGGAAGAUUCAGGUGUGGCUGCGCUGCACCAAAUUGCCGCCGUACCAGAGAGGGUUGGCACUCUACAACUCUCUGUCUGGCAAGGCAUGGGUCUACGCGGAAGAGCUCGACGUAGACCGCUUGGCCACAGAGGGGGGUGUCUCUUACUUUUUGCAGUGGAUUCAGACCCGUUUCAUGGAAAUAGAGGUGUCAAAGGUUGCACAAAUGAUGGGCGACUUGUUCAAACGUGGCAAACGGAAACCAGAGCAAACCAUCAGGGACUUCAAUGUGGAGUUUGAGAGAUUGGUCCUCAGAUUAGCUGAGAUAGAGUGCAAUGUGCCGCCAAUGAUCAAGGCAUGGCUCUACCUUGACAAAUUGAGGUUAUCAGAAUCUGAGGAACUUGCGCUUCUCUCCAGUGUCAACAACGAGUACGACUGUCGGAAGCUUCAGCAUGCAGCGCUCGUGCAAGAUCGGGCCAUUCGCCGUCCAGGCGGGUGGCAUGGUGACGAGGGUCGUCAUGGUGGCAAACGGUGGGGGCGUCAGAGCGUCCACAUGACCAAUGGGGAUGGCAAUGAGCUAUCGAGUGAUGGAGAAGAAGGUGCUCAGGGCUCUGACGAAGAGGAGCUCGUGGAUGAAGACACUGCCGCUGAACACUACAGUGCCUACAUGACUUACCAGGGAGCAAAGGCGAAGUACCGUGAGGUGCUGAAGGGGCGAGGCGUUGACCGCCAAGCCAUGGAGCAGAGAAACCAGGAGAGAUUGAAGCUCGCUAAGCAAAGGAGCUACUGCAGCGCUUGCAAGCGGAGGGGCCACUGGCACAAGGACCCUGAGUGUCCGCUGCGCCAGAAGUCGAACAAUGGUGCUCCUACGAGCGGGUCGGGAGGCAGUCAGGUUCAGUCUGUGAACUUUGUGAACCAGUGCUUCAUGACCACUUCUGGCGCGCAUGGAGAUCACGGGGGGCACUUGCUUGCAUUGGGCAGUGACUACAACUCUGAGUAUGUGGCGGGCGCAUCCCACGGACUCCAAGGAGACCAAUUGCUUGCACUGGACAGCGACUACAACUCUGAGUAUGUAGCGGGCGCAUCCCAUGGAACUCAAGGAGAGCAAUUGCUAGCAUGUUGGAGUUGCUGCAUGACCGACGGGGCACAUGAUGGUGUAGACCCGGUGGAGUGUCAACAUGAGGGCCGAGGUGGACCACAGAGCAACAAGCUCUUGGCGAUCAUCGACACGGCCUGCACAAAGACUGUUGCAGGCUAUCAAUGGUUUGAGAAGUAUGUCCAGGUGGCCGAUGCAGCUGGGCUGGAAGUUCAGACCGUCGAUGAGUCUGAGUAUUUCAAGUUUGGAGCCUCCAAGGUGUACAGGUCAAUGUUUGCCGUCAAGGCCUGGUUUGCCAUCCUUGGGAGGCCAUUUGCUGUGAGAGUUUCAAUAGUGCCUUGCAAGGUACCACUUUUGUUCAGCAGACCCGUGCUGGCCAGCUUGGGCAUGUGCUAUGAUGUUGCUAAGCAACAGGUUGGGCUGUCAAGACUCGAGCUCACCGAGCUGCCUUUGCUGACCAGUCCGACCGGACAUCCAGCACUUUUGGUCUCUGACUUCGGGGAAGACCCACAAUUUGGAACGAUCCCAGACUUCUCACCCGAAGAUGUGCACAUCCUUGCGAGAGUGUGGUAUCAACAAACUUUGAAGAUGACACGUACCACAACAUUGACAUGCCUCAUGGUUUGGUACAUCCUUGGAUUGGUCGCAGUCGUUUUCGCAAGAUCAAGCCUGAUCAACGCGACCAAUCGUGCCUCUCCAAUUCCGGAGAACCUGCCGAUGCCUUCCAGCGCACCAUCGCCAUGGUCCAUGAAGCGCAGCGAGUUGGUGGAAGAGCUGGAUCGGCGCGGGAUUGCCGUUCAUCACAACUGGACGGUGCCAGAGUUGAGGUCGAUCCUGUUGGAGCAAAAGGAGCUGGAGAAGCCGCCCAAGGGGGAGAACCCAGUGAAGGGGCUCACCAAGAUGACCUUGGCGGAGCUCUCAGCCGAAGCAACUCGGUUGGAGAUCAGCAUGCCGCCAGUUCCGACAAGGGGCCUGCUGAUGAGCCCAGAAGAUGAGGUAUCAAAACUGUACAUCACUUUCCCUCCUUGGUUGACCUCUGUGAUGUCACCACUGGCCAGCCUUUUGAAAGGUGCAGGGGUGUCUUCCUUUUUGUUCCUCUUUUCUUUCUUCUCCUUUUGUGUCUUCUCCUUUUUGUCCUUGGCAUUUCCUUUGGCUUUGGCCUUUGGCAUCGGUUUUUUCCCUUUGAAAGUCUUUGGUGGUGUCUUUGGCACCUUGGGUUUGCUUCCUGCCUUUGAGCUUUGGAAGCUGGUUUUUCAAGCGGUUGUGGCCUUAGCAGUUUGCUUAGAAACUUCCAAGGUGGUCUUAGCAGUUUGCUUCGAAACUUCUAAGGCUUCUGAGGUGGCCAUGGAACCCGAAAAGAAGGAAAAUGAAGAGAAUGAGAAUAAGGAAGAGGAGCAAGAGGAGGAAGAGCAGCAACCGCUUGAAAAACCAGCUUCCAAAGCAAAGGACAAAAAGGAGAAGAAACAAAAGGAGAAGAAAGAAAAGAGGAACAAAAAGGAAGACACCCCUGCACCUUUCAAAAGGUGCUGGUGGAAGUUCAACAGGCUGCUCAAAGCAGGAAAAGUUCCAGCACAGAUCAAGGAGAUCUGGGAAAAAUCUGAAACCACGGAAGAAAAAACCAUGUCGGUGGACUGCUUGUUACAAGAAGAACUCCAAGACAGGCUGCUGGGAAAUGCAGGCAGACAAUCCCAGUUUCAGAAGCUGGCUGAAGAGACCUCUGACAAGAGCUUUGGCAAAGAUGCCCAGACCAGUUUUCCACGUGCAAUCAUGCUCCAUCACUACUUCCAUGGCGAUGCUGAUGCCUUCAACCAGGCGCUGGCCAGUGGUGACAUCACAGGGGUCAACCAAGGAGGAAAAGUGAUGUACAGGCUCAUCCGCGAUGUGAAGAGCACCCCAGGGCAGACUUUGGUGACCUUCGGCAAGUUCAAGGGAUGGAUGUAUCAAGAAGUCCCGCUGGGGUAUCUCCAAUGGAGCAUGCAGGAGGUGAAGGCAAACCCGAACUCCUCACCCGAUCUGGUGAGGCUCGCCACAUGGGCGCAGGGAGAAGUGGAACGGCGUCAGAAGACAGCGAGCAGCUCGACCGAGGUGGCCAAAGACCCGGAAGCCAAUGCGGUGGUGCCUCCACCCAAGAUGAAGGACCUCGGUCGCCAUGGGGGGUACUCAGAUGCUUCGUGGAGCAGGGUCAGCGGCUGCUCCUCACGUCGGGGGGUGGCUCGUCGGGGACCCGAGAUCAUCAGCGACAGCGAUCUGGAGGACGAGGGGGAGGAUCCGAACCUCACCAUCAAGAAGUUGGAGGGCAUCCGGGAGGAGGAGAUUGAAAGCAAGGAUGCCACAGUGCUGAAACCGAUGGGUGGUCUGGACUAUGAGGUAAAGUAUGUGUGUAGCGGUGACGACGCUCCGGAUGAGCGCAAGGUCUCUGAGUAUAAGGACACAGUCGGGCUUUGCACUGGUGACUAUAAGGCCAAGUAUGACACCAACACCAACGACUCUCCGGAUGAGAACGAGGUGUUUGUGAAUGAGGUGAUGCUCGGGCUUAGCAGCAGCGAAUCGUCUGGUGAUGGGCCGCGUAGUGGGUCCCCGAAGGCGAGAGCCAGGGCUGGUAUGAAACGGCGGAAGAUGGCGAGAAGAAGUACCACGCAAUUCAUGAAAGAUCAAGCAAAGGGGCUCUGCACGGUGCUUUUGGCAUGCACAGUGGCAAUGGGCGGCUGGGCACAUGAGGUCAUGGCAGAUCCACUUUGGGAAGCUUGGGCAGUUCUACAACCUCGACACUAUGAACGAGACAAUGGAGGGACUGAUUGCCUUAAGCUGUUUGCUGGACAUGCCAGGAUAUCCAGCGCCUAUGCCAAACGACACCGAGCAGUGCUCCAACCUAGAGACCUGAAGUAUGACCACAACCUCAAACUACGGAGUCAGCAGGAGGAGGUGCUCAGUGAAAUCCUGGAGCACAGACCCAAGUUGCUUUGGAUGGCACCACCCUGCACAUACUGGUGCAAGUUUUCGAGGUUGAACUAUGAGAAGCAAGAACUACGGCGUCUUCGGAAGAGAGAAGGGGCCUUGGUGAACUUCACUGCACGGGUUUUUGAACUACAACACUCUUUGGGUGGCAUUGCGGUGAUUGAGAACCCCAAGGGGAGUGAUCUCUGGCGACAUCCGGCACUUCAGCGUUUUGUGGGGGUGUCGGCAACAUUUGCUGAGGUAGAUCUUUGUACGUUUGGCCUCCGAAGCUUGCAAGAUGGGCGGCCACUGAGAAAACCGUUGGCUCUGCUCACCAACAACACCACGUUUGGGAACAACAUCGCACAGAAAUGUGAAGAUGGCAGCCAUGAUCAUCGACCAGUACAAGGGCGAGACACUGCAUGGACUGCCGUUUACCCCACGGCAUUUGCCAAUGCUGUGGUAAGAGCGGCUGACCAAGCCUGGCGCUGCCCCAACAGGGUCUUUGUCCAGUUCCCUACAGAUCUUGCGCGAGCUGAAGAUGCCAACGACGAGCAACUCCAGGCCUUAGAGGAGGAGGACUGGGAGCCCGAUAGUUUCGGGGCAGCGGCCAUCUCUUUCAAAGGCAAGGUCAAUCCCAAGAUCGCUUCAGUUUUGAAGCGGAUCCACCAGAACUUGGGGCACCCUCCCAACCGUGAUCUCGUACGACACCUGAGGAUUGGGGGUGCUCCCGACAAUGUGAUCCGAGCAGCAGAGCAAAUGGUCUGCAGGCCGGCAUUGAAUGUGAUCGACCUCGCCUCCACUUACCAGGUGGUGAUUCCUGUGGCCAGCACCAAGUCAGAAGAGCUGGCCCGAGCUAUGUUGGAGGGUUGGAUCAAUUGGGCGGGAGCCCCAAAACAUUUGCUGGUCGAUCUCGCACACUGGCAAAACGGUGUUUGUGAGAGACAUGGUGCCACUUGGAAGAACAUUUGGAAGAAGCUCGUCGAAGACCUGACGGUCACCGACGAGGAGUUCACAGAGGCAGUGGCAUGCACCAGCGAUGCGAAGAACCAGCUCAGAAACAAGUCAAGAUACUCACCAAGGCAAUGGGUCUUUGGUACACAAAUGAAGAUGGCAGGUGACUUGUUUGAUAGUCACCUAGGACCUGAGGAGCUGGAUAACAUCACGGCCGAUGAGAAGGUGAGUCGUUCUCACGCCAUCCGCCUGGGGGCUCGCUCAGCCUUCUUUCGUUGUCAAACCAAAGAUGCACUACAACGAGCUGCACAACACAAAGCACGGGUUGAAAAACAAGACUUUGCAGCUGGUGAUUUGGUCUUCAUACACCGAGAACUACGGCAACGAAAGGGCAAGAAGAGCGGCAGCACAUGGAUCGGUCCCGGAACCGUCAUCGGGAAAGAAGGUCACAACUUUUGGGUGGCUCGUGGCGGACGAUGCCUGCUUGCAGCACCAGAACACCUACGAACAGCUCAUCAUGAGGAGGUGUCAGAGAUGCUGCGCAUCAAGGCGUCGAUAGCUGAGCUACGGAAGGUUGUGGAGAAUGCGGAUGAUGACAUCAUUGACCAAGACUAUGAGGAGGAGGAUCAAAAGGAAGAGAUGGAAUGGGAACCUGGUGAUGGAGAGAUAGAACAAGAGCUCGCCAUGGAGGAGGACCAUCCAAAUGAUCCAGUAGCACAGGCACAGCGGCGUGAGAGAGAGAUAGAAGCUCAUGUGAGGCAUCGGCAAGCCUUGGAUGACCUGCCCAUCAGCCUCAAGAAACCAAGAAAGGUCUUCAUGAUGAAACAUGCGAUCUCCGAGAAGGGCAAGGAGAAACAACUGGAGAAGGAGAUCCCAUGGCAAUUGAUUCCUCCUGAUGAACGUCAAUUGUAUCGGGAGGCAGAGCAAAAACAAUGGGACGAACACCUCCAGUUUGGAGCUGUCAAGCCCCUCAGCCUUGCAGAGAGCGAAGAAGUCUUCCAGCGUAUCAAGCCCGACCGGGUGCUCAAUUCAAGAUUCAUUUGCCGAGACAAGAAUUAUGCCAAACGGAAGGUGGAUUCUAGCGUGCCUCCACGUGCCAAAGCACGACUUUGCAUUGCUGGACAGAACGACCCCGAUUUGGGGAAGGUCGACAUGGCAACGGAUGCACCGACUACAUCCAAACACUCCAUCAUUUUGGCCUUGCAACUUGCUUUGAAUCGGGGCUGGAAGGUCUCAGUUGGAGACAUCAGGGCGGCAUUCCUCAACGGCAUCCCAGCACCGAGGGAGCUUUACUUUCGCCAACCAAAAAGGGGCAUCCCUGGCUUGCAGCCCGGGCAGCUGAUCGAGGUUCUCAAAGGUGUUUUUGGACUCAGCACUAGCCCUAAGCUUUGGUGGAUGAAGCUCUCUGGUGAUGUUCGCAAAAUGAAGGUGGACCAUGAGGGGGACACCUACCACGUUGUGCAGAAUGUCAUUGAUCCCUGCGUUUUCCAAUUUGUCAAAGAAGCAGACAAGUCAGUCUGCGGUUUGCUGCUCACCCAUGUUGACGACCUCAUGCUGAUGGCACCCAAUGGACUGGCGAAGCACAUCCAGUCCGAGCUCAAGCGCCUCUUUCCAGCGGAUGAGUGGGAGGAGGACACUUUUGAGUAUGUGGGCUGUGAAUACAAGUGUUCAGCAGAGGAGGUUGUCAUCAGCCAGCACGGCUAUGCAAAGAGCCGUGUUGAGAAAGUCACCAUCGAGCAAGGAGUUAGUGAAGAACAAGAAGUGUGCCAGGCUCAAAAGAAACAGCGAACUCCAUCCAUAGCAGAUCUCAAGCAAACCAACAAGGCAGUCACCGACACGAUCCAGUUCCAACAUUGCGGGGUUACACUGCGCAAAAUCCCGGAGGAGAGGUUGUGCUUCUUGGCGUACCACGACGCUGCGUGGGCAAACACGCAACCUGAUGCGGGUGAAGAACAGGAUUUCGACUGGAUCGGUGAUCAUCAAGUUGCAUCUCAAUUGGGAUCCUUAGUCUUGCUGGCUGAUAUAACAUGCUUGGGAAACGAGGGUGGCAGAUUUAGCUUGGUAGACUGGAAGAGCAAAGCGGCGCACCGUGUUUGCCGAUCCACCUUUGCUGGAGAAACAAUGGCGUGCAGCGAGGGAUUGGAAGGGGCUUUGUUUUUGCGCGGGCUCUAUAUCUCAUUUGCGACCGGAGCCCGAGUUCCUGAUCAUCAAGGAGGGCAAUUCUUCCCUCUCCAUCUUGUGACAGAUUGUCGCAGCCUCUAUGACCACAUUCAUCGUGAAGGAGUGCCACGUGCUCCGGCAGAAAAGCGUUUGGCCAUCGACUUGGCCGGAUUGAGACAAGCACUGAUGAUAGAAGCGGAACAUCAGUGGCGCCAGGCUGCCACUGCAGCCCCGCGUAUGAGCGCUCCAAGUGCUGCCUUAGCUGUGGCGAAAGCCGCGCGGGCAGAAUUGGAGAAAGGGAAGCAGGCAGCUGUCCCUUCAGCCAAGGGAGUGGAGGCCAACAAGACGCCGCCAGUCAUACAGGUUGGAGAUGAGGAUCGACCGGUGAAACGCUUGCGGAUUGCCAGCGAAGAAGGGCAGCCGGUGAGACGAAGCAAACGACUGGCGAAUCGAUGA